AGCUGCUGCUGGUGAAGAUGGCGGACGGGGACAGCGGCAGCGAGCGCGGCGGCAGCAGCGGUGGCGGCGGCGGCGGAGGCGGAGGAAGCGGAGGAGGAAGCGGCGGCGGCGGUGGAGGCGGAGGGUUCCAGCACUACCAGCGGGAGUCGGAGACCCAGGAGCUGGCGUCCAAACGGCUGGACAUCCAGAACAAGCGCUUCUACCUGGACGUGAAGCAGAACGCCAAGGGCCGGUUCAUCAAGAUCGCGGAGGUGGGCGCCGGCGGCUCCAAGAGCCGGCUCACCCUCUCCAUGUCCGUGGCCGCGGAGUUCCGCGACUACCUGGGCGACUUCAUCGAGCACUACGCGCAGCUGGGGCCCAGCACGCCGGAGCAGAUCGCUCAGUCCUCCGGCGGGGACGAGCCGGGGCCGCGGCGGGCGCUGAAGAGCGAGUUCCUGGUGCGGGAGAACCGCAAGUACUACCUGGACCUGAAGGAGAACCAGCGGGGGCGCUUCCUGCGCAUCCGCCAGACCGUUAACCGCGGCCCCGGGCCGGGCUUCGGCGGGCCGGGGGCCGGGGGGGCUGCGGGCGGGCUGCAGGCCGGCCAGACCAUCGCCCUGCCGGCGCAGGGGUUGAUAGAGUUCCGCGACGCCCUGGCCAAGCUGAUCGACGACUACGGGGGGGACGAGGACGAGCUGGGGGCCGCCGGCGGGGGCGGCGGGGCCCCCGGCGGGGAGCUGCCCGAGGGCACCUCCAUCAUGGUGGACUCCAAGCGCUUCUUCUUCGACGUGGGCUCCAACAAGUACGGCGUGUUCCUGAGGGUGAGCGAGGUGAAGCCCAGCUACAGAAACUCUAUCACCAUCCCCUUCAAGGCCUGGGGGAAGUUCGGGGGGGCGUUCAGCCGCUACGCCGACGAGAUGAAGGAGAUCCAGGACCGGCACCGGGACAAGAUGUACGAGCGGCGGGCCGGGGAGGAGUCCGAGGGGGACGACGUGGACGACGACUGAUGGAUGGAUGGAUGGAGAUGGUGGCAACAUGAUGCAAAAGCCCUGGAGAUAAACAGAUUAAGGGAGAGAUGUUGUGCAUGACGAAAAUGCUAAAACACCGGAGUAUAAAUUAAGAAAAAAACAAGUAUUUUGGACCUGAUAAAUUUCUGUCUAUAUCAGUCUAAUCAUGAUCUAAAGCAGUGGUUCCCAAACUUUCUGUGCCCAAAUAAAAAUUUCAAGGCACAUCUAUUGUGCAAAAUAGCCUUAUAACACGUGUUAUUAUCACUAAUAUCAUCUGUUUAUCUGUUAAGUUUAUUAUUUACUAAUGCCAAAUAAGAUAUGACAACGACAACUAUUCUACUCAUGAAAUAUUUAUUAACAAAAUACUUGACAAAAAUAUUUAAACUUUAUCAAAUUGGGCUUCAUCAAACACACCCAUUUCAGGAGGAUUUUUUAAUAUAGUUUUUAGAUAAAGAGUUUGCCUCUGUAUUAUGGAAUGAGUGCAUUCAAAGUAGUAUAUAGUAAAUUAAAAUAAUUAUUUUUGUCUAGUUGUAUACUAUAUUGCAGUAGGCUAUGGUUGUCACAAAAUCCCACGGCACACUUGGACUUGCCUCAAGGCACACAGUUUGGGAACCGCUGAUCUAAAGUAAUGAGAUUCCCCCAUUAAUUUUUUAAAAUAUAUAGAUCUAUAUCAUCAUAUAUCUAUAUAUAUUAGAUUGAUAUUGAUUUAUUGAGUAUUGAUUGUCCCAUUUGUCACAUGUAGCCCAGCAGAUUAAGUUUGGCAGGACGCAAUAGUGUCGUCACCAGUACCACUUCCUGGUUGAUAUCCAAUGAAAAGAGCGCCCCGUUCCGGCUGACCGGUGGUCAUUAUGGGAUGGAAGGAAGUGCGAGACAUUUGUGACCCAGUCGAACCAGCAGGUGCAGAGUUGGGAGUGAGACGGCUCUUGCACGGCUGUGUGUGUGUUUUUGUCUGAAGUGACCUGUAACCGAGGGCUUGUCCAGACCCCCCCCCACCACCACCAUCACCACACACACACACACACUCACAUCUCCAGACCACGCAGAGCCGCAGUCUCGGCUACGUGGGGCAUGGCAGGAAAUCCUCUCAGCCCAGCGAGGUCCCGUAAGGUGAUCUGUUACAAGCACAUGACUCAUGUGGAUCUACUGCGCAAUCCAAAUGAGUCCAGACAACCUCAUCCUGUCCUUCCUCUCCUUCCCCUCCUGGGCAUCCCUCAGGUGCUGAUCUCCUGCUUCGAUAGCUUUGGUGCGGUGAGGCCUGCUCACAUGUGGCUUGUUGUGUCUCAGGGCUGAAAAAAACAAACAAACCAACCCCUGAUGCAUAUUUUUUGGGGUGUAUCAGCAUUUCCUGUGCCUGUGCAUCAUCCUCAAGAGGUUCUGGGUCUGCCUCUGCUGCACCUGAGGCCCCUGAGGCAGCUGAUGAUGUCUCCUGUGAUACAGGGCCAUGUUUUAACCUCCGUGACCUUCUCGUCGAAGGGGAUGCACUGAGCCUCAGGCCUCCAGCACUGGUCACAGUUUUCAAAUUAAAGUUUAAUAUUACCGGGCUUGAGCUCCAGUCUCAAGGGUAUCCUUGCUGACUUACUUAGGGUGCAACAUCUGGAUCCUCUAAUCUUGAACUCUGACCAUUAACGACUGAAGCAACGUUCAGUCUGAUUGUAACAAAACAAUUAGGUGCUUUUUGGAUACGAAAAAAAACCCACAAUGGGGUGUUGUACCUGCAGACAAAUAUAUAUAUACUCAAAGAGAUAUACUAACUAAAAAGAUCAAGUAUAGAUAGAAUUAUUUUUCAAAAGAGAUAUAUUGAAAUGUGUCUCAGAACUAUGAGACAUUUAUUAGAUAACGCUGCCUAAAGUGGCUUAUUUAAAACACUAAACUUGGAUGCAACUGUCCAGGGUGAUAUUUCAUACCUGCUUUUUUUCUCCCUAACACUUCUGUUAUUCCUUAGAGGAAAUAAAGAGUACAAAAAAAUUGAUUAAACAUGUUUAUAGCAACUCCUAGAGACAACUUAAUUGAAGUAGUUUGUCAGUAAACACUUAGCACUUCAGUUCACUUUACAGAGCAUCAAGUUGUCCCCUCGUUUCAGUCACCACCUUUUACCUUGUUUCGUCGCAAAUUGGCUUUCCAUCAGUCGCCGUACGACACCAACAGAAACGCCUGCAACCAUCAACAUUACGUCUUUAGCGCUCCUUUUAAGCGAUAGGAUCAUUUUUGCAUGCCUGCACUCCCGCGGAGCUGCCUUGUGUUCUUUUCUUUGCAUAUUCUGAUUGAUGUAUAAUGGUAUUUAUCCAUUUUUGAGAGCAGUUUCAAGUUUUAUUUCUCUAUUGCAAUAGACAAAAACAAAGUUUACUUCUCAAUCUAAUUACUUAAGAAAAAGAAAAAAGAAGAAGCUACAACUUUCCCACGUUUGGGAAAAGGUCACUUUCAUUGUCCCACUUCCUUUGAUGUUCAAACCUCUUGUUGAAUUUUAUUUUAUCCCCUUUAACAACACAGCAGAGAAAUGCCAUAUUAAAAAAAAAACAUGACCUGGGAGCAAUAUUUUUUUUUGUUUUCUAUUGAUAUAAAUAUACAAUAUAUAUAUAUAUAAAUAUAUAUAUAUAUAAUAUUACACAUGAGAUUGAACUACAUCCCUCUUCCUGUACUGUGUUACGUGAAAUGGCAGCUGUUUCAGUCAUGUGUGUUCUGCUGUAAUAUUCUACUAAGUUCCUUUCAACAAGAAAUAAAAAGAAAAAAGAUUUUUUGCUCAG
Messenger RNA from Cololabis saira (Pacific saury), 3727 nucleotides. It is a transcript of the gene purba, whose product is annotated as purine-rich element binding protein Ba. The record is from RefSeq and is a predicted model, not a curated record. The transcript has a single exon. Gene Ontology annotation, biological process: regulation of transcription by RNA polymerase II. Gene Ontology annotation, cellular component: nucleus. NCBI's taxonomy places the organism in Eukaryota, Metazoa, Chordata, Actinopteri, Beloniformes, Belonidae. Bases 18 to 986 code for a protein of 322 amino acids. Gene Ontology annotation, molecular function: DNA-binding transcription factor activity, RNA polymerase II-specific; purine-rich negative regulatory element binding; RNA polymerase II transcription regulatory region sequence-specific DNA binding.